Messenger RNA from Sebastes umbrosus (honeycomb rockfish), 1257 nucleotides. It is a transcript of the gene fgfr1op2, whose product is annotated as FGFR1 oncogene partner 2. Gene Ontology annotation, biological process: response to wounding. The transcript is spliced from 6 exons. The coding region runs from base 208 to 930 and encodes 240 amino acids. The record is from RefSeq and is a predicted model, not a curated record. Lineage: Eukaryota; Metazoa; Chordata; Actinopteri; Perciformes; Sebastidae.
UUUAGGUUAGCAUAUCAUCGUUUAGGUUAGCUGUUAGCAACUUAAAUCAUCUCCAGACUGGUUUUUACAGCGAGUAAAGUGUUUAAAUCAAGUUCUUAUUUCACCUCUGCAUACAUCUCCUUGUGUUUGGUAAUGGAACAGCACUGAAUCGGAUCCUCUAGAGUUACUUGUUGCUCUUUAAUGGAGACUAAUGUUAGCUUGUAGCUAAUGUUAGCUACUAGCCAUCAACAGGAAGUAAAGGAACUAGAUAACCUGAUGUCUUGCACUCUGAAUACUCCAGGCAUGAACUGCACCUUAGAGAAGGUCCUGGCAGAUGCCAAAUCAUUAGUGGAGAGGCUUCGUAACCAUGACAACGCUGCUGAGAUGUUAAUUGAACAGACAACAACGCUCAACAAGCGAGUGGAGGCCAUGCAACAGUACCAGGAGGAGAUUGACUCAUUGAACCAGGUAGCGCGACAUCGUCCUCGUUCUAGUCUGGUCCUAGGAAUCCAGCAGGAAAACCGUCAGAUCAGAGAUCUCCAGCAGGAAAACAAAGAGCUACGGUCGUCGUUAGAGGAACACCAGUCUGCGUUAGAGCUCAUCAUGACCAAAUACAGGGAGCAGGUGUUCAGGCUCCUCAUGGCCAGCAAGAGGGACGACCCCACCAUCGUGACCCAGCUGAAGGAGCAACACACCACGGAAAUGCAAGCACACAUAGACAAGAUCAACGAGAUGGCCUCCGUGAUGAGGAAGGCCAUAGAGGUGGACGAGGGACGAAUAUGUGAAGACGAAGAGAGGAUUAAACAGCUAGAGCUGGAGAACAGCGGCCUCCGAGAGCUGCUUGGAAUCAGUCGCGAGGCCUUCCUGGUCCUGAAGAGAGAAGACGCAUCAGAGUGCACUUCACUAUCGCCGUUGCUGACCAGCGCUGACGUCAGCUUACGAAAGAGUUAGAGAGCCCACGGUGACUGCCCAACCCCCCAUCCCUCUCCCCCUGCUGCUGCCACUACUGUGUACAGUCUAUUUCCACACAUACCACUUCAUCUUUCACCCUACAGACCCUCUCCCUUCUCCUGGAGCAUUUACAGCAUGAUGCUGCAGAGCUGCAUUCCCGUCUGGCGAUUCAGACACAAAGCAGUGUGAUACAUCUUAUUUUUGUUGGUACUUCUGUUAUGUUUGCUCAUUUUGCCAGCAUGCAUGAGUCCGCGGUGCCUGCAAAGUUUUAAUGUGUGAAUGGGUAAAAGAAGGGCUUGAGUUAAAAUAAAUCUAUAAACAUGUAAA